Molecule: messenger RNA, 1526 nt
Organism: Cryptotermes secundus
Lineage: Eukaryota; Metazoa; Arthropoda; Insecta; Blattodea; Kalotermitidae
Exons: 3
Coding region: 696-1034 (112 amino acids)
Source: RefSeq, a predicted model, not a curated record
UACAGUUUUUAAACAUUGAUGGGAAGUUAACUGAUAAUCAUGAUGUGAUUACAGAUUCUUUUAAUAAUUAAUUUCGAACAAAAGCUGGACAACAUUAAUACCAAUAAUGUCCAUCAGCAUUUUCUGUGAUUUGAAGAAAACUUUUGACUGUGUCAAUAUCUGUCUGUCCAUCUCUCUGUCUAAAGUAGAAUUUAUGGAAUAGUUGGUAAGGCCAGUGCAUUGAUAAAAUCCUAUGUGAAAGAGAGGUACCAAAGGGUAAGUCUAUUUUACUCAUUGGAGGAAUAAUUUAACUUAAUUAAUGAUCUUGGUCUGUUAUAUGCUGGAUGCCUAGUAGUAUACUGUUAUGUUUCAUUAUUGUAGUUUUGUGUCAUUAGUGUGCUGCAUUCUCUCACAUAUAUAUUUUAAAACUGUGUUAAUGAUUUACUCACUGUGAUUUGUCUCUGAUAAUAUGUCUAAUUGUUAUGUGUUAAAUAUAAUUAAUUUUUAUUUAUAUCAGUGAUGGAACUUGUCCUGUUGUCUUUGACUAUUACUAUAUCCACUGUUCUUCCAGCCAUGUAAGGAUUAAUGGAAAGUAAAUAAAUGAAUGAAUGUCUAUUUUAGUACAUGAUGUAAUGUAGCACCUACACCAUGUUUGUAAUGUUUACUGAUGAAUUACUUCAAGGUUUUGAGACAAUAUGUAAUACUCUUACAGGGCUAUGGUAUGGGCAGGAAGAGUUGGGUUAUCCUGUACUACUGAUUCUGCUAGAAUGCUGUACAAUAAAGUUCUGUGCAGCAAACAUUUCUCUGAAAGUGAUUUCACUACAGCUGAAAGGGUACACCUUAACAGAUGUGCAGCAAGCCUCAAUGCUCUAGUGGCUACAGGUGGGUGCAACAGCGAAUACAUGGCAACAGGUGUGUUUGUUGAGGAGGUUGACAACCUCUUCGAUAGUUUCAAUGGUGGAACAAGUGUUGGCCGAGGGAAAACACUGUGUUGCCCACUCAGUGACAACAGACAGUAUGGAGAUAAAGAGUUGGAUCUUCCUCAAGGAUGGUAAACCCGCCUUUCUUCAUCCUAAUCCUUCUCAGAAUGGGUGGCUGAUUGACAUCACUGCUGCCCAGCAUGUGUGGAGAACACUGAAAGAGGCGGGUUUUCAGUACCUUCACACCAAAAACCUGAAUCAGGACCCCCUGGAGAACACAUAUGGAGCUAUUCAUUUGAACUGUGUUUCAAACAAUAAUCCAACUGUGGGACAGUUUGUAGAUGCCCUGAAGACUAGCAUCAUCAAUGGCCUUGCAUUUAGAGGACUGGGGGAUACUAAUUGUGAGGAUGAUGGUGCUACUCUUCUGGAUAAUCUACAUUCGCUUUUCAGGGCACCUGAAGCUGCUUCACAGAAUCCUUCCACAAGUCAUGACAAGGAAACCCCUGCUGGUGUGCCUGAGAGUUUCCAUGUUGCUCAGCAAGUACAGAUGGACAUGAGUCCUGCAGUACCUGCUGGUGACAUGGAAGUGUUCUCAGUAGCUUACGUCACUGGUUCCAUUGCCAGACA